This is a messenger RNA of Triplophysa dalaica, 2111 nucleotides long. It is a transcript of the gene lancl1, whose product is annotated as LanC antibiotic synthetase component C-like 1 (bacterial). The transcript is spliced from 10 exons. The record is from RefSeq and is a predicted model, not a curated record. Gene Ontology annotation, cellular component: plasma membrane. NCBI's taxonomy places the organism in Eukaryota, Metazoa, Chordata, Actinopteri, Cypriniformes, Nemacheilidae. Gene Ontology annotation, biological process: carbohydrate metabolic process; peptide modification. Bases 8 to 1306 code for a protein of 432 amino acids.
CACAAAUAUGCAGAGCGCAUCGUGCAGCGAUCAGACAAGAAGAAGUUCAGAGUACGCAGCUGCGCUUGUAUUGAUCAACUGUGAAAAAAUGUCAGAACCGAGGGCUUAUAAGAAUCCCUAUCCAGACUACACGGGGCCAGGAUGUGCUCAAGACUUCUUUGACAUGCAGGGAAAUUUGACCCAUAAUUUCGCCAGCUGUAUCAGCAGUAACAUCAGAGAACUUUUGGCUAUCAUGGAGAACGGACUAAAGAAUGCUGAUCCCAGAGACUGUACUGGCUACACAGGAUGGGCAGGCAUUGCAGUGCUUUAUCUGCAUCUCCACAGUAUCUUUGGAGAACCCAUGUACCUUCAGAAGGCGCUGGAGCACGUCAGCCGCAGUCUGAGGAGUUUAACCCAGCGCUGGGUGACUUUCCUGUGCGGGGACGCAGGGCCGCUGGCUGUUGCAGCUGUGGUCUAUCAUCGUCUUCAGAAACCCCAUGAGGCAGAGGAGUGUGUGAACAGACUCAUGCAGUACCAUCAGGCGGUGGUUCAGGGGAAAGGCAAACUUCCAGAUGAGCUGCUGUACGGUCGGGUGGGCUACUUGUACUCCCUCAUCUACAUCAACCAGCAGUUUCAUCAGGAGAAGAUUCCCAUCCAAUACAUACAACAGAUCUGUGAAGCUAUAUUGGUGUCCGGGCAGACCCUGUCUCAGAGGAACAGGCUUCAGGAUCAAAGCCCUCUAAUGUACGAGUGGUAUCAGGAGGAGUAUGUAGGAGCCGCUCAUGGACUGUCAGGAAUCUAUUAUUACCUAAUGCAGCCUGGUUUUGUUGUCGGGGAGGAGAGGGUUUUGUCUCUGGUCCGACCCAGCGUGAAUUACGUGUGUCAGCUACGGUUUCCAUCUGGCAAUUACCCACCAUGCGUCGGGGAUUCCCGGGACCUUCUGGUGCACUGGUGUCACGGUACACCGGGUAUGAUCUACAUGUUAAUUCAAGCUUUUAAGGUUUUUGGUGUGAAGCAGUAUUUGGAGGACGCUCUGCAUUGCGGGGAGGUGAUCUGGCAGAGAGGUCUUCUCAAGAAGGGUUAUGGACUUUGCCACGGAGCUGCCGGGAACGCUUACGGCUUCCUGGCCUUAUUUAACAUCACUCAAGACCCCAAACACCUUUUCAGAGCCUGUAUGUUUGCAGACUGGUGCAUGAAUUAUGGAAAACAUGGAUGCCGGACUCCAGAUACACCAUACUCUCUGUUUGAAGGCAUGGCGGGCACGAUUUACUUCCUGGCCGACUUGCUGCAACCAACCAGAGCAAAGUUUCCUGCGUUUGAGGUGUAAAGGUGAAUAUGCCUCGCCUUUAAAACAUCCACCAAUCCAAAUAUCAAAUAUCGAACAUCUUGCCAACUUCAAAAUGCAUCAUUCCAGUGUUUUUCAGACGGCAGAGAUUUUCCGCUUUAGCUUCGUAGAAAUGCAAGAACACGUCGUCUGAUGGAAGAAUAGUACCGUCACACUCUGCAUGUGUGUCUGCAUGCCUGGGGUCUGUUCGUAUUCACUGAGAGUCUUAUGAGAGCUGUUGUGUAUGUGAUAUGUUUUUUGAACAAUGUAAGGUGGAUGGGAAUCGAGGUGAUGUUGAGGAGGCCGUCUGCUUUAAAUCUGCUUAAUAGAUUGCAAUUAUUUUGUUAUUGGUGUGUAUGUACAUGUUGGUAUUACUAGUUUUGUUACUAAUACAGGAUUCAUUGAUUUGAAAUACUUUAUGUAUAUAUAUUUGAAAAUGAUUUACUGUUGUGUAAUAUUUAAGCAGAAGUACUUACACAGUCCUCUGUUUUAAGGUAAGCUCACAAAAAAGCAUAGCUUUGACAUUGUUAGUGCGUAAUAUUAAGUAUGAUUAAGUCAAAUGGUUGUCAUUCAUAUAUAUGCAUUUGGAUUUUUUUUGUUCUUUUUUUUAUAUUUCUGCUGGUAUAUCCGAGGAUAAGCUGCAACAUUAGUUAUUAUUUUCUGAUUUUGUCCCCUUGUUAUACAUUAUUUGUACACUUUCAUGUGCACCACAAUUAAAAAUCCGAUAAAAAUAUGUUUGGUUGGCAUGAGAAAUAAGUGCAUUCACUAUUUUAAUAUCAAGCUUUAAAAUAAAUAAACAUUAACAGGU